This is a messenger RNA of Trypanosoma brucei brucei TREU927, 582 nucleotides long. Its product is annotated as ADP-ribosylation factor-like protein, putative. NCBI's taxonomy places the organism in Eukaryota, Euglenozoa, Kinetoplastea, Trypanosomatida, Trypanosomatidae. The record is from RefSeq and is a predicted model, not a curated record. Gene Ontology annotation, biological process: intracellular protein transport; vesicle-mediated transport. The transcript has a single exon. Bases 1 to 582 code for a protein of 193 amino acids. Gene Ontology annotation, cellular component: Golgi apparatus; cytoplasm. Gene Ontology annotation, molecular function: GTPase activity; GTP binding.
AUGGGACAACUUAUUAGUGGCCUUUGGUCGGUUUUCAACCCUAAUCGGCACUACAAAUUGCUCAUCCUUGGACUCAACAAUGCGGGCAAAACAUCAAUUUUGUACCACCUGCAACUUGGACACAGUAUAGCGACACAACCGACACUUGGAGGGAACGUCGAGCAGCUGAGCAUUUCGCAUGGAUCUAAUAAUAACAAAAUCGAAGUUUCUUGCUGGGACCUUGGGGGUCAAGAGCAGCUGCGUGACUCCUGGCGCCUUUACUACGAUCAAACGGAUGCCGUAAUAUUUGUGGUGGAUGCCGCUGACCCCUCCCGCUUUCCUGCGGCGCGAAGUGUUCUCCAUAAAAUAUUAGCCAAUGAACCACAACUCCGCCAGGCGGUGCUUUUGGUGCUGGCUAACAAACAAGAUAUGGAAGGAGCGGUGAGUCCCGCCGAUCUCAUCGAAUCAUUGGGGUUGGCUGCUGUAAAUGAUCGAACUUGGACACUGAUGGGAUGCAGUGCAUCAAAAGGUGAUUCUCUUCGGGAGGCUAUGUCAUGGAUUGCGCAAAGAAUAGGAGACCGCAGACCUGCGAGCAGUGCGUGA